AUGGGAUCGUUUCCUCGACAGCAGGGUCGAACUACUACGUCCGAAUCCUGUCCACCAUCAACAGGGAGCUCCUGA
This is a messenger RNA of Theileria orientalis strain Shintoku, 75 nucleotides long. Its product is annotated as 26S protease regulatory subunit. The coding region runs from base 1 to 75 and encodes 24 amino acids. The record is from RefSeq and is a predicted model, not a curated record. The transcript has 2 exons. Lineage: Eukaryota; Apicomplexa; Aconoidasida; Piroplasmida; Theileriidae.